AUGUGUACCAAGCAAGAAGUCCGUGUGCAGUUGUUGUCGGCUUUCUUCUUCGUAGCUGCACUUUCUUACCAAGACGUUGAAGGUAUAAAAGAGAAUAUUCAUCUCUGUAUUUUGUUUUUACACUUAUUUUUAUUAUUUUUACUUUUUUGUAUUUCCCAGCGCUGAGUAUCAAAACUGGAAUAUGCAAGGUCACCAUUACUACUCCUGGUCUGUUUGCGUGUGAAAAGGUUUCCUUUGAGAAUCCUUUCAAUGGCGGGCAGGAUGUGAAAGUUUUCGUUUCCAAAAGCCACACAACAAAGAGUUAUGGUGGUGGAGAUGGCGCGGCUAUUUGGGUGGAAUCUGUGGAUAAUAAAGAAUUUACAGUUUGUGUUUUGGAGUACGGAGAUGGUUCUAGUGGGGCUGCGAAAGUGAACUGGAUGGCGCUGCAAUCUGUUCCUGUUGACGCUCAACUAGACACAGUCCCGUUGGAUUCUUGGACUACUGGAGAAAAGUGUAAAAGGAUCGCCUUUGAAAAAGGUUACCUCUGUUUCCCUUUGCGUUUUCGUUAAGUUAAUAGUUCUUACUCAUUUACUAGGUAUUUCUGUUUGCUCAAACCUAGACACAAGAUUUCACUACGUCAUUUUUUAAGCUUUGCUUGACUAAGUCGCUUUAACUUCCUCUUUCUUUAUUUAGCUCGUAGGAGCUGCAGACUUGCCAUUUGUAGUCCUCCUUAUAUCUUUAAGUCAUGCGAUAUAACAUUGUUGCAUCAUAAAAUUCGAUUCUUUAUUUGUUUACCAAGAUCUGACAUAUAUUGCUACCUCUAUUUUCUUCCAUCAAAGUUAUCUUGCAAUCUGUCCUCCACUUUUCUUGAUCAUUUCAAUUUUUUUAUUUACAUUAACACUUCUUUAAAAAGGUUUAACAAUCUUCAUAUUUUUGCUAAUUUUUGCUCUAAAAAAUUUAGUGAGAAAGUCUAUAUUUCGAUUCCUUUUGUGACUACGUUGCCAAGUUCAUGAUUAUCAUUUUAUUUGCUGAUUUGCAAAUUCUGUGUUUAUUUCGUAAAACUGUUCUUAGUUUUUCAUCUGCACUAGGAAAUUCCAUCCAAUUUGCUUCUUUCAAGUUCAAAAUGAUUUUUUCUAUCACACUUCCAUCGUUUUAUAUCAUACCCUUGUUUGUUUGAAAGAUAAAUGUAAUUGAUGAUUUAUUUCCUUCUCUUUUACUUUUUCAGCGUUUCUCAAUUCCUCCGAGCAUCUACGUAACAUCUCGUCACCAAAUUCUCAAGAGACCUCAGGACGCCUUGGCAUUGUGGGUAGAGGAUGUACGCAGAGACAGUUUUAAGGUUUGCCUCAGGGAAACUAAGAUUUUUGAUGGUCUGCAUAAAAACAUCAAGGUGGUAAGUGAAUUCCUUUUGUUACCUGUUACAUGUUUGAAAGUAGACUCACGCGACAACCAAGCGGUUCCUCCCUUGCUGCAACUUACAGGGGCUGUGCCCUAGCAGAACCCAGUUGCCUCUGAGCUCUACCUUUGCUCUUUGCCUACUAGGAAAUCGUAGCUUUUUUCAUCCUAUCCUAGAUCCUAUGUUGGCUACCCUAUGUUGGGUACCCUGUGAUUUACACAGGAACAGAGCAAUGGGCUCCCAGUCUCUUAGAAACAACCUUGACUUGAGAAAGAAUAUAUUGAUAACAUUGUUAACACUUUUUCACUUGUCCUUCAGGACUGGAUAGCAUUUGUUAAGCUGAUGACGCUGAAUUCUACCUUGAUCAAUGGCGUUGUAACAACAAAGAAUAACUCACCACUAAACAAGCAACAAAGCAAGGCCCUCUGUCAGGUAAAGUAACUAAUAAACUAUACUGUUUUGGUUUCUCAGUCACUUAUAUUAAUAAACAGAAAAUAUCGUCAACUAUUUAAACAACAUAUUAUCGUCAACUAUUUAGACAACAUAUAUCAUAUACCGCAUAUGUGUAGAAAAACUUAAUAACGCUGAUUCUUUUCUUGUUUUUUUUAUAGAUAAUAAAGUUCACUGAUGCUUUCUAUGCCCCUCCGAUAGUAAUGGUUUCACCAAGACUCAGUUACCAUAACAACAACUCCCGUUUCUCGGCUUCUGGAACUUGUAACGCAGUUACUGUGUGGAUUCAGGUAACAUAUGAAACUUGGAGCCAUUUUUCUUAGCCCAUUGCGUCCUUAGGCUGCCUUCUUAUUUCGUCCCUUCGAACUUACUUUUAGCAUUGUCUCUGUUUCAAUUUUUCACGUCGUUUAAGGAGUCCAAAAAAGUUUUUUUUUUGUCUUCUUUUUUCACAAUUUUUCCAACCAACCUGUGCACGCCACGGUUUCGCUUUCUAAACGACCUUUGGUAGUGACAUAGAAGUUAAGGUAAGAAAAUACCUGAUGAUGCUUAUUAAUGAUUGAUAAUCUAAUACUUCUAAUGAUUGUGUCUAGCAUACCUUUACAAACGAAACCGAGGUGUGUAUGAGAAGAUACAGCAAUAACGCCAAUAAUAAGGACAUCGUACAACUGGAUUACCUGGUGAUUGGAGGUACGAUAUAUCAAAACCUUGGUGAAGGCUGUAUGCUGCAGUGUAUCAAGUACAUUUUAUGACAUGAAUAUUUUGAAGUUGUUUCAUGCAGGGCUUUUUUUUCUCUAAUUGAUGCUAUUUUUUGUUGUCUCUAUUUUUGGGGAUUGUAGAUUUGGUUGACUGAGCUGAAAAAAAACGGGAUCAUAUGCAUUCUUAUCCUUUUCUUAGAGUCGCCAGUGUUGUUGCAUCUACCUGCAAUGCAUCUUAUUGGCAUCUUAAAGCAGUUUCAGCUUGUAAAUUGGACGAAAUUCUUGUAGAAUCUAUACUUUUUUUCUUCUAUCUAAAGUCACGUGUUCCUUAAUUUACGUUACAGUUUCUUAAUAUACGUUAGAGCCCCUUUGUUUCCGGGAGGCAUCCGAGUGAAGACUUGCACGAAUGGUGUGCCAAAGUGGCGGUAAAUUUGAACGUGUCAAAAAAUUCUCUUUAAUAACAUUGUGUUCAAAGCAAUUAUUUUUUUUUCUCCACGUUCUCAUAGUAAUGUGCAUUUUCAAUUCUAAAAAGAUAACUUUUUGAGUUAUGGGUGCUUUAAAUCCAUCUGUUGUUAUUUGCUUAAUUAUCUUCAGACUUGGAUCCCUGCAUAGACGUUACGUGUUAUUAUCACAGCUUCUGUAAGGCGUUUGGACCCCAUGAUGCACGCUGUGUAUGUGUGGAUAGCUGCCCAUCUUACAAAGAACCCGUUUGCUCAUCAAAUGGCACAACGUACGACAACAGAUGUUUGUUUGAAAGAGAAGUUUGUCUGCAUCGACUAAACUUAACCGUGCAACAUCCUGGCAGCUGUGAAGGUUAGUACAAUUGUUUUUGAAUCUGUUAAAAAGUGAUUUUUCUUUUUAUUAGAUUUCAGUAUAAAUCCCUUAGUGAAUUUUUCGAAUGAGUUAUUUACUUACCCAUGUAAUCUGGAGGGAAAAACGGCGAUAGAUGCAUGACUUUAUGGAAGUACAGAAUUUUACGUAAUUUUGCUAAAACGUUUGUCAUGCACAGGAGCAAUGCUAAUAAGAAUACUGGUCAGAAAAAGUGGCGGAUACACUUAUAUUUAAGCAUUUUCAGUUAACACUCAACGAAAAUAUAUUUUUUUUUAUAUAUAUGUAUCACUGAAAGAAAUUUAAAACUGAUUCUUGUCUCUGAGAUUAGUAGUGUAGUAGUAGUAGUAGUAGCAGCAACAGCAGCAGCAGCAGCAGCAGCAGCAGCAGCAGUAGUAGUAGUAGUAGUAGUAGUAGCAGUAAUCUUUUGCAUUUCGUACCCGGACGUCGCUCUGCCUAACAUAUCUGGAUAACCUAUCCUAGAGUUAUAUUUUUUAAGCAUAACUGGAACUGAAUCUUUUCUUUGCGAGAAGUAGUAGUUACACUGAAUGUUCACUUUCCUUUCCUUCAGCGCUUAUAGGCUUGACCAUUUGCCACCGUGUAGCUCUGCUCAGGAUGCAAGUUCUAAUCUCUCCACUGCUUGCCAUGCUAUUUACCUAAUGCAGUGACAAGCGAUACAUUGUCCGGUGUGAAGUUUCCCUGGACUUCUAUAGUAGAGAGUAACAACCCUCUUUAUUAGAACCACUCAUUUGCUGCUCUGUUAACAUUUUUAAGUUCUGGGUAAAUGCCCUUUGCUCCGCAUGUUUGUCAUACUAAUCUAUAGUUCAUCUUGAAAUGUGUUUUCUAGGAUUUCCUUUUCAGCGUGGUCGUCGCCACAUGCCACAUAUUCCAUCCUUGGGCUACUCUCACUGUCAUGCCAUUCAUUUCAAACCGUUUGUGUUUUACCCUGAAAAACCCAUUCAAGUGCAGAUAACUGUCAAUCAUAUGGAUACCAGUGACAAAUCGUAUGUCCAUGACGCGGCAGUAUCGUGGGUUGAAAAUGUGAAUAACGAGGGAUUCACUGCUUGUGUGAUGGCGGCAGGAUAUAAUGAACGAAAGUCGUAUGCUAACGUGACAGUUGAUUGGAUGGCGUACCAAGGUGCUCCAGUGGGUGGCGUGACUGGUAAAGUGCGCAUGUCACAGUGGUGGACUGGUACGACUUGUGCGACUGUCAGGUUUCCUACAGUGAGUGGCCUUUGUUGGGCUUUCUUGUCCUUUCCAUUCUUUUCAAGAUCAUAUAUUUGAAACGCCUCACUUCUACUGAGUUCACUCAGUUAAUAACAGAUCGUUUUCAAUAUGCAUCAGCAGUGAUUUGUCGUUCUGGUGCAGCCGUACACUUAUUACCAAUUAAUAGUCGAACAAUGUCACUGUAGUACAAACUAGAACCACUACGUGGAACUUACCGGGGCCCAGUGGGACACGGGAUUGCAUAGAUAUAGUUUACCUCUCGCACCCCUCCCCCUUCCUCUGUGGAGGAUAAUACUUAGUCUGAAUUAACUCAUGCAGAAGAAAAGCAACAAAAUGCAUGAGAAAGGAGGAUGUUGUUGGAAGUUUGUUCAGUGUUUUUACAGCUAACGGUCUGUGUUAUAGUAGUGUUUUUAGUAACACUGUGAUGUCAAUAAGUGUGAUCUGUAUAAGGUUUUCAUUUGUUUUUAAGUUUGAGUGAAAAAGCAAAAAUCACUGACAGUUUUGGGUUGAAUGGUAAUGACAAAGUUUGCAAAGAAGUUUGUUACAGAAUUAUCACAAUUUCACAUUUUCUCAAGUACGUUAUCAUCAGGUUUAUCAUUGAGAUUUAUUAAUCACAUUUAUCUAUUUUUUGCGAAAACACUGUGAAUUUGAAAUGAUAACAGACAUAAGACAUUUUUGAAAUAGAUCUUUGUGGUCAUGGAUUGUUGUCUUGCACUGUAAAAAAUGUCAUCCAGUGUUAUAUAUAGACAUAAUAAAAUGCUUAUUUAUUGAUGACUGAGUAUCAUUUGUUAAUUCAUUGCACAUUGAAAUGGAGGCACUUGAUUGUAAGGCAGUGGUUGAUACAUAGUAGCAUUCAUCAAUAUGACCUAUAAUAAUUGUAGAGGAAGUAUUUCUUUCCUGAACUGGGUAAACAGUAGUAUAUCUGCAACUGCUUGAAUGAUAAGUGCAUCAGCCCAUGUACCUUGAAUACACAUAUUAUUCAGAUAUCUUAGCCAUGAAUGUUCGGUAUUGCUCUCAAUAAAUCUCUCUGGAUUGUCUCUCAUAAAUUGAACCCCAGCAGUACGUAUAUGCACAUGAUGGUUGCUAUUGCCAUAUAAUUGAUGUGAUACAGAUCUAAAGAAACAAUCACCUGCACCGCCAAAAUCUAUUGAUUGUAAACAAAGUGCACCUAAUCUUGACUGCAUCAAAUUCUCAGAGGAAAUGGGAGAGUUCAACUGCAUUGUUGAGCUGUGUUUUUGCAUAGAAGGUCUAAUUAUUACUUCAUGAUGAUCAGUGUUGUAUUGAGUAGGUCCUGGAUUCUUCUCAACAUCUUUACUUAGUUUGAAAUUCACAUAAUUGGUCAUAUGACUCACACAAUUGCAAGAAAACAAUGAUAAAUAUCGUCGUGCUUUACAUUUUAGUUUCAUUAUCCUGUGAUAAUGCCUGCUAAAGAAAGACAACAAAUGAGCUUUCUUGGGUAUAGCCAGUUUAUUUAAGUUAAUUAUCUUUGGAUCGCAUUUGUUAUUACAUUUAUAUCGUGCAUGAUAAAGUUUUCUCACCUUAUUAACAUAGCGAUGGAGCUUUGAAGACUUCGGUAUGUCAAUCAUUGAAAUCUUUUUGAAGACAAAUUUUGAUAAGUGUUCGCUUUGAUUCUCGAUAAAUUUCACGAUGGAAGGUUCACUCAAUUUCUCGAUAAGUUUCACGAUGGAAGGUUCACUCUUAAGUGAUCGCUCGUAAAUUUGUCUCUCCAAAUAUUCACUCUUAAAUUUUCGCUCAUAAACUAGUGCAUCGUAAAGGUUGGGGAACGUGUAGUUCCCCAAAAAGCUAUAAUCUUUCUCUUGACUGUCCUCCAUGCCUCGUUCUUUUCAAAAUGGCGGAUAUGAUUUCAAUGAGCCAGCGAUAUAUCUCAGUCAGCGAUAUAUCCCUAACAAUGUAACGUUGAAAAAAAGGACCGUCUGCACUUUAAGACCGGUGCCAGCCUUCGGCUGGGCCCCGGUAAUUAUUCUUUUACCAAUUUCCAGCAUAUCAAAUGUCAUGGGUUUUUUUUUUGCAAAAAUGCGAAAUUAAUUCCUGUUCGUAGCUUUCUAAGAGUUGAGAGUUGCCUAACUCGCAUUUAUUUUUCAGGGAAAAUUCUUUGUGAUACCGUCGGUAUUUGUGACUGCCAAGCAUUACAAUCCAGGAUUAAAACGUGACGCAGCAAGCGUAUGGAUUGAAGAUAUCACACAAUCAUCCUGCAAAGUUUGCUUGAGAGAAUUGCAAAACUACGCUGGAUCACACCAAGACGUUGUUGUUGUAAGUAACGCUAAUCUCAUGCAGUCGAACGAACAGCGUUUUUCUUUGGAAGCUAAGUGCAGCAGACUGGUAUCUUUCUCCAUCUCAUCUUUUCGCUUUUUUACGCUUCCAGCAGUUGGUCCAGCAGAGAUGCACGAUUUUUUGCUUGAAAAUAUAUUUCCCUCCAUCUGUUUCUUCUUCAUCCGGCUUUGUCAACCUGACCAUGUUAUUGCUUUCUUAUAACCUAAGAUGUCGGUGGCUGUUUUAUAUAAACCUUGCUGAGAGAUUACCAUUUAUAUUUUAUUUUCGACGUUGACACAAUCUUUUGGUAGUUAGGACGUGAGACUGAAAAAGAAUUCUUUCUUUCUAUUCUUAUUUAUUUAUUUACUUUAUUUCAGAAUUGGUUAGCGUUUUCAUAUCUUGACGAGCCUCCCUUCUCAGAACACAAUUCGAUUUACUUUUCGAAUGAUAAACCUCCCGCGCAGAGUCACUAUAAUGCCUUCUGCAAGGUCAGUAUUCCAGUCCUUUCAUUAGUCUUAUUGGUUUCAAUUCCCGUCACAGUGCACUUAAUUUUAUUGAAUAAAUUUACUAUCAGAGAGCAAAAGAAAAAGGUUGCCCUAUCCUGUCUCUAGUGAUGGUAGUUGUAUUUAAUCAGUUUAGCAGGCUGCCUGUCAUACUUCAGUGAAUAUUUAAAAUGAAAAUGAAAUAUAGAUUAUAAAUGCCCUAAUGCGGAACAAGUCUUUACCUUUAUAUAAAUGUCAGAGACUGAAUUUUUACAAUUAUGUAAUUUCUUUUGACAGGACGCUACUUUUACUAAAGUUUAUAACUCAACUCCACAUGUGUUUGUUUCUGCCAAUCAUUCCACCAAAAAUGGAAGUCAGAGUCCAAUUCAUAACAGCAUAGCUGAGUGGGUAGAGGUAUGUUUUUAGUUAUUUAUUUAAUUAUUUUCUUUUAUUUAUUUUAUGAAUUUGUGUAACAUACCACUUGCAACCACACUUACAUGUGUUGUGUGCAUGUUUAAAAACCUUACGAAAAUACGAAUGACUGUAAUUAACACUCUCUAUUUUACAAUACAGAUAGCGUUCUAUUGAGAAUAACAGCUUAUAGAACACAAAACGUGCAAAAAAACAGCUCAAAAGUUAAAUUUUAUCCGUUUAACUAACGAUCAGGAAUAACCCUUGGCUAGUAAAAUGGCCAUGAAUUAUGGAAAGUCGUUAAAACUGUGUUUAAAAAAAGCUGUGUAGCUGUAUGGCAGAAGGUAAGCAAAUGUUGUCAAACAAACAGCAAUGAGAAAACUAAAAUUGAUGUUAAGCAAGAGAGAAUGAGCUAAGAGAGCGAAUCCCUGUGCCCCAUGAUGAUUAUUUGAAAUCUAUUGAAAGUUCGCACGCGUGCGAUGAAGGUUAUUUUUAUAUGCUGUUUCCGUGACCCGCGCGGUCUAUAUACUUUCCCGUGAACGCGACAUAUUUCGCCUCCAAACAUUUGACAGCAGUUGACCAAUUAUCGCAUGAGAGGUUUAAGUUGUUGACAUGUAAUAACGCGCACUCAAUUGUCCUCUUUCCUCUUCCCUUUGAAGCCCUGUCAUGCAAACUUGUUGAACAGGGUUGAUCACUUCUUAACAUGCGUCAAACUGAGAAAUAUGGAAAGUCUUCUGGUCAAGACCUACCUGAACUGUUCUAUAGUUUUUUUUUUCUACUGGCAAGGGAGAAAAUACGCCGUCAGCCGUCUGUGUGAACUACUUAAUGAGCUGAUAAACAUCCCUUUCUUGCAGUACAUCAACAAGACAUGCUUUCGUGCUUGUGUCAAAGAAUUAUAUGAAGCAAAAUAUGACCCAUUGUCAGUAACGUACACAGUUUUGUCAGGUACUACUGCUACAAAACUAAUCAUAAACUUCAGUACUUACCAACUCUCUGAAUAACAAAAAAGCAAUACAAGCAAUACACAAAAGGAAUGCCCAAAAACUGGAGGAAAUAAUAAAAAUAGCUUUCGGGUGAUGAUAAAAAACAACGUUCAUCCCCUUUUCCAAAUACAUAUUAAUGUGUAUAAUGGAGUGCUUUAUAAUACUUGCAGUUGUUUUUGUCUUAUGUAUUGCCUUUAUUUUGUCCUGAACACAAAGCUUCUGCUUUUCCAUUUCCUUUUUUAAUCACAAACUCCGGAAAUAACAAAUAUGUUCGAAGUACAUAACUGCACCUCAAGCUAUACAUUUUAAGCAAUGUCAUUUUACAGUUCAUUAAUUCCUACUUUGUAUACGCACAGACAUCUGUCCAUCUGGAUGGGAUUACUUUAAUGGAUACUGCUAUUUAACAAGCUCUGUAUGCGCACCUUGGGUGACUGCUGUGUCCAACUGUUCAACUAUGAACUCACAUCUGGUAACAGUGCACAACCAAGAAGAAAAUGUCUACAUUCAGCACCGUCAUAAUGGAGAGCGAUCAUGGAUUGGACUUAAUGACCGAAGCGUUGAGGGAUCAUUUGUCUGGAAAAACAAGGAAAUAACCAGUUUUCGGUUCUGGGCUCCGCAACAACCAAACGACUGGAAAAACGAAGACUGUGUUCACACUCUGGGUGCCAAUGAUGGCUACACUUGGAACGAUGUGUCCUGCGAUAACUGCUAUAACUUUACUUGUGUUCAAGGUAAAAGCGGUCAUCAGGUCCGUUUUACAACUUACAUUAAAUGAUCUGUUAGUUGGCACCUGAGGUAAUCUUAUCUUCUGCAAAGGGUUGUGGUUCACUUCAAUAUUUUAUGCUAGAAAUGUAGCCAAAACGACAGAAAAACCACCCAAUGUUAGCGCGCAUGAAUGUAGUAUCAUCUUUCAGUCAUAGUUGGUAGAGAAGACUGGUUAUGAAAGCUGGCAAACGGAAUCAAAGCUUAAAAUUGUAACAUAGGUGCUGCAGUUUAUGUUGGUAGCUAUCUUCUUUUUUUCUCACAAAAUGCGAAUGAAUAAAGUUAGGCAAUGUUUUUAUCGCCUGUGUACAGACCCCCCUUGCCCUUUUUGAGGGGAGGGUGCGUCCGUACACAGGCUACGAUUUUAUUGGUGAAAAGGAUCAAAAUGAUAGGAAUGCUAUUGAACUUUUCACAACGUCGGAUGAGUCCAAAAAAGGUAACCAAAAAAAACAUAUAUACUGGUACAAUAAAGACGUUUGUAGGGCUUCGAAGGCACUCCACUUUUAUUAACUAUUUUUCAGUUUAUGUUUCAAACCUGACCGACUAUGUCAAGGUAAAAAUGGGCUCGCGACCGAGCUUAUUAGACAGUUGUUAAGGUGUCAUAACGUGAGGUGGAAGCAUUGUGUCCAGUGUUUGGUAAAAUUCAAAGAAAUUUCGCUUUUUCUUUUCAAGAGUUUUAUGAUGAAUUCAAGUUGAGAAUAUCAUUUCAGAAAAUAAGCACGUAGCAAAGGAAAUGUGAGUGAAUGAAACACCGUGGUUUUUUUUAGAAAUUGACGAAUGCACAACUAACUAUCACAGAUGUAAUGUGAAUGCUGCUUGCCAGAAUACUGCGGGCUCAUACAAAUGUACUUGCAAAGCUGGAUACUCUGGAAAUGGCCGCAAAUGUGUUGGUAAGUACUGAAGUUUGCUUUAAAUGUCUUCCAUAUUUUGCUCUUUUGUUCGCAAACUGAUCAACUUAGUUGUCCUUUGUUCUGAAUUUAUUUAUAGACUAAAUAAAUAUGCUUUAUAGUGUAUACACCCAACUGUUAUGAUUUUUUGUGGUCGAAACUUUCUAAUUAGCCCUUAGUGGGUAUUUAAUCGGAAUUUUAAGCAGUAAAAGAAUAUUUGCACUAAUGUAUGGAACAACCUUUUACACGAAUUUUCAUUCCUUCAAUCGAAAUAAUUACGAACUUCCGUUUGGGGACAUAUUUGUUUUGACUUUAAGAACUUCACUGGUAAUAACGUAAAAGUUUGAGUUGAUUUAAAAAAGACUCGAAAAUGAAAAUUUCACUUUUAGGCCUCAAGGUCGCCCCAAUUCCGACUGAAGGCAAUAAAAAGCCCCCAGAGGUCUGACAUGUCUUAAUAAAGGACAGUCGAGAGGAAAUAUCAAGGAAGGUAUUACCUUCGGCGCAUGAAAUCAAGGUCAUAAUUUUGUCUUUGUUUUUCGAAGUCGACGAGCGUAAGAGCAAAACCCAUAUAUAACUGUGACAAAAAUGCGUUACAAGGGAGAUGGAAAGAAGUGUAGAGGUAUCUAUCUAGCACUCUUUAAAGGUGGCUUUCCAGCGUCGCGUAAUUUUUAGCGUAGCGGAGCACCAUGGGUAAGAAAAUUUGGUAAACUAUCCAUCCCAGAAAAUUUGGUUAUGACGUAGCGUACGUCCGUCCGUACGGACUUUCCGGGUAGUGGAAAGUAGAGAUUUUUUGGCGGGAAAUCGCAUGGCGCAACGCGUUAACGUCGCGCAAUUAUAUCGAAACAGAACUAUUCGAGACUCCUAUCGCGGGACCUAUUGAGUGCUUUAAGCCUUGACUUAAUUAGAGUCAGAACGAACUAUUAUGCCGUUUGCUAGGUUCAUGUGCGGUGCGUCUAAAUGUACUACAUUUGAUAGGAUAAAUAAAGCUGAAAUAAUGAAAUGGCUGACAACGGAAGUAUUUGCAGUAUUACAAGUCAGAUGACAUGAUCUAGUCUGUGAUUUAUUAAUAUGAACCUAAGAGCGCCGGUAGUUUGUUUCUAGAUGGAAGAAAAGUAUCAGUUUCCAACCGUGAAUAAUAAAUCAUUCGAUUCCAAAUACAGUAGUCUGUUUCCGAAAAUCCGUGGAUACUAGCUAAUAAAAGAGGAGGGGAGCCGAAACUGCCCCAGGCCCGUACAGAAUCUCCGUGUAUUCUUUCUUUUCCUGUUACGACAAGCUGGUGCUGAGAGUUUUACUAAAUGCAGUUGGCAGAAUUGUUACAACCUUUCAGUUGAAGUCUGUAGCUAAUUUUCUUGCUACAAAUACCUUUACGCGCGCACUGACAUCCUCGUGAUAGGCCGUCAUCAAGGUAAAGGCACUCUUGUCCCCUUUCAUCCAAUAGAAAGUUUCCACCUCUGGAGAAAAAGGGAAUGCGUGUAAACCCUUUUUUUUUCCUUUUCCCAUCCUCCUUCGAAAGACACAUUGACAUUGUUGUGCACUCAGUUUGCUUUUACGUAUAACAUUGGAGCGGCCAAUCAGGAUCUGUCAGAACACUAAAUCAUUAACUUAACGCUAUUAGUUUCAACAGAGUUCCCUUAAGCAAUACCCUGUUUCUAGUUGCACGAUGUAAUUCUAUCUUUUUCAAACGCCUGCAAUUGACAGCUCUGGCCUUGGCGGAAGGCGGGAGAUUAGGAAAGGAUUAUCAAAGUAAAGUAAAGAAAAGCUUUCGUUUCCCCUCAUGCACACUCUUACCAUUAGAGCUUAACCCAGCUAAAACUUCUAAAAUUCUUUUCUAUAAAUGGCCAAAUGGCAUCUCGCAAUACUCGUUAACAGUAGGGAAUCUUCCCUCAAUUGCGGUCAAAAGAUUAAGGCAUGACCAAAAGGUUAUAGGCAAUGUAUUUACUAUGGCCACUGUUAGUGUAUCUUCCACUGGCUUCCCCAGACUGCUAUAAUUGGCCUGUUCUGAUGCCGAGUCUCGAUACUUAAACACGUGAAGAACCACUCUAUAACCAGUGGAACGGCUGUAGUGAUCGCAAACGACUGAACCAAUUCAACCUUGUUUACUUUCAGUUUGACAGCUGAAGCUGACAGAGUAUUUUGUCAACUUGUAAUGUUUUUUACUGUCUUUUUCCACUGGAUGCUUAAAAUGAAAUACAGCUGCUAUCAACAGUCUUCUUUGAUUCAUGGCUGGUUUGUUUAUUGAAUUUUUGGUCGGGAAAUGCGCCGGUUGCCAAAGUUGGAAAUCCGAUUUCGGAUGCAUCGCUUUCGUUUUUACCUUGCUGGAUGGGGGUUGAAAAGUCCCUCAAGCGAUUCUGGCCUUACUUUAUAGCCUUCAAGAGCUGCAUCUCGAAUGGUAAGCCUAAGCAAUUAUUGUAUACAGUGUAUGUUUGUUUUUUUAUAUCUAAUUUCAUGAAGUCGAGCGCAGUUUAUGAGGCUAAUUUAUGCACGUUUCUACAAAGAUCUGAGACAAUGAUCUGAUCUAGUAUAUAUAAGCUUACAGAACUUUAAAAAGCCUUUAGUCGAUAUUUUCUCCGCAUAUAGAACGAAAAAAACGUUCCGAAGAGUAUUUAGUUAUAAUUUUGGCUGUAGAAAGAAAGCUUUGAGCGAUUUUCUUGCCUCGAGUUCAUCUUUGAAAACAGUAAACACCAGGAAGCCGGCUAAAAGCUUUAAGCUUAAGCUUAAAGACUAAGGAUUUUUAGAGACGCUUUAAUACUUGUCUUCGUGAAUGAAAAUUGUUGUCUCUGUAAAUGUUUCACCGAAUUACAUUUCUUUUAUUUAUUGUUAGUAGUCUCUUACAAUUUUAAUCGCUUUGCCGUUUGUUUUCAGUCGUUCAUAAACAACGCUUGCCGCAGAGUACUCAAAAUGCUGCUCGUAUCAAACGCUUUUUAAGAUUACACAUCGUUAUAAAACCAUUUAAUAAAAAAAAUAAACACAAUAAAUUCUUUAUUAUGUUGAAGCGCGUAACUCUUUUAAUGUUCACUGAAAAUUUGGCGCUUGUCAAAAGUGAGAACCGGCUGGCCGUAUAGGUGAUUUUGGAAAUUUUUGGAACGGUUUUGCUAAAAGCCCACGCGUGCUUCGUACGGUUCUGAAUAUUGAAUGAGUGCAAUUUGUCUUGAAAAAUUGUGAAAUACUGCAUUUUGUGUGAGGUCUAUAUGAUAAAAACAACGCCUCAUAUUACUGUUUCAGAUGUGAUGUAUAAAAAGUAUGAAAUGUUGGUUUACACGCUCCCAGAGUUGUUGGCAAGAUUUUGUUAAGUAAACUUGUCGAACGCAAAAAAUUCGGCCUGAUUUGUUUUCCAAAAAUUCGUUUUCCAGGCCUAAUCUACAGUGAUCAAGAGCCAUUAUGGCUCUAAAAUGUGAUCGAAGAUAAUUGCUAUUUUUUGGGUGUAUAUAUACGGCUAUCAAUUCGAUGUAAGAUUUUUUUUUCACUCUAAAAUCACUUAGCCUUAGCUUUCCCUUAAAGUUAACUGAUUUGUGGAUUACAAGUUUAUUGUUUGAUUUAAAUUAUAAAUUUAUUAAUGGGAGCUUCGCUUUUAGCCCUGGCUAAAUCUAUAUAUUACGUGCGUAGGCUCUUUAGUUUUAAGUACGUAUAUAAAAUAACGGCUAUGUAUCAAAGGUUGUGCGUAAACGUAAAACUUGAACCUCGCUCAACUUUUACACGCGGCCUUUCAUACAUUGCCUCCAGGGCCCUGACUGCCUCUAUUAUAUUUACGCGCGUACAUUUUACCUGCGUACGCACAUAAAUAUUACGCGGAAGUGGAAAUCCACCCUAAGUGUUCUUAAUCACCAAACGAUAGUUUAUACAUCCAGCACGUGCGGUCAUUCCAUUGCUUGUAUUUAUUCUCCUUGGCACCGGUUGUUCAAACCUUAGAUAGCACUUUGCAUCGGAUAAAUCACUACACAGUGGAUACGUAUUAGGGAAACUAGCUGCGCUAUUUACUGGAUGGUGAUUUAUCUAGCGGAUAGCGUUAUUCAGCCUUUGAACAAAUUGUCCAGGUAAUUCUAUAACACUACCAUGGCCACACAAGCCAUCGCGUUCAUCUGUAACGUAGAUUUGAAAGGGUAGAAUGUAAAGGAAGAAUUAUCAGUUUACUUGCCUUGUAAACGUAAAAUAAAUGCAAUUUUAUGAUUUUCAUGUAGAUAUCGACGAGUGUACAAGCAAAAUCCAUAACUGUGACAGAAAUGCGUUAUGUAAGAACACUGAAGGGUCUUUCACUUGCACCUGUAAACCUGGUUACAAGGGAGAUGGCAAGAAGUGUAAAGGUAAAUAUCUCAGUAGAACACGCAAUUAUCGCAUUCUCUGCUUUUAAUUUAUUAGACUGAGGCAAACAAAUUUGUCGUGGAUUCUUAGCUAUGAACUGGAAUUAGCCUAGAGUACAGGCUUAAGCCAGGGAAUCUGUUCACAUGCAUUAUUAUUUUUAAUGAUUUUCCUCCCUGGUAGCCUCAACUCUAAGUUACUUCCAGCAACAGGAAUCACUGCUCUUCUGAAUGAAUGAAGCAAGAUCCGGGAAGCCGAUUACCUGUAUUAUACCAUUUUAAGUCUCUUUGAAAACGAUUGCAGGCGCAUUCUUCACAGUUGAUCUCUAAUGUUGAUAUCUAUUUUGUUGUAGCGAUACGAUCCUGCAAAGACAUCAAGGACUUAGGUAUCUCCAAUGGCGACGGGGAGUACUGGAUUGACCCUGGAAAGACUAAUAGUCCUUUUAAGGCAUAUUGUGACAUGACAACUGACGGAGGUAUGGUUUUAGUUGAAGCUAGGGAAAACCCAUUUUUUUCUAAAGUAAGUUCAGGAAAUUCUCAAUACCAAAAAAUAUGAACAAAAUUCACACCGAUAAUUUAGUCCUUACUUGUAACAAUAGACUUUGUAUGACAAUUAGGAAUUAUUGGAUGAGGUUGAGGUAUCAUCCGAAAAUUAUGCAGAUCGAGAAGGCCUUCGGCCUCGGCGGAUAACACCCCAAAUGAGAGUAUCCGGCUAAUGACUUCGAUGGUACAGGCUAUCGCCAGACAAAAGGGACAGAAACAGAGAAGCCCGAGUACGAGUUACCUCAGUUGUUUUAGUACUGGUAGAGAAUUUUACUGGUUUUGCGAAGAAAAAAAAUACUUGAUCUACUACCUAAAAACAUAGCAAAAACAGCAAAAGUACAUCUCAUACUUGAAGAAUAUCUUCAAGACUAAGAAUCCCAGUGGAUACUGAAUUUGCCGAGGAAAAGACACGUGAAAUCCAUCAGUUUAUCAAUUCUUCUUGUAACUGUCAAGUGUUACCAUGGAGAAGCUGUUUGAAUGAAUAAUAAGCCUCGUUUUAGUAUCAACUUCAGACUAGCACCCGCCUAGCGAGUCACGAAUUUCUUAGUCUCGGGUUCUUAGUUCUGUACAGUGCCGCCAACGAUUCCCAAAGUAGACCGCAAAUGAUCCUCAACCGUAAAUGAUCCCCAUUGUCGACCGCAAGCGAGUGAAAAGUAGAGGACUGGAAUACUGUUUUAGGCAUGGAUGGUGAAUGUGCUGAGAAUUUGCACAUCGCGUAGAACAAUGAAUAAAUACAAUUGUUUCGUUUAGUACAAAAUGUAUUUUUUUCUCAUUUCGUUAUUCAAGCAUUUGAUGUUUCGUUGCUGUGGAGAUUUCGGACAGGAAGGACUUUAAGAAGGAAAUGUUUCUUUCAUUUUAACGCUUAGAAAUAGGGAAAUAUGACCCCGGAAUAUGACUCCUGUAUUUAUCACUCUGUACAGGUUUUUGGUUUAUUUCGAAAUACGCUUAGUAAGUAAAACUCGUGAAAAUGUUGUGUCUAGUGGUAAGGACCCUGUGGGCGCAAACCUGUGUAUUCAUUUUCCGUGUCUUUGCUGCUGGACACACAGACAGUUACAACAUUAGGGAAACUGACAGAAACGAAGGAACGAUUAAGUGGAAAAUUUUGAACCUAUGAGCAAAGAAUUAUCUUAAUGGGGUUCAGUGUACUAGAGCGAGCUUUUAUCUGGGGUCGUUUUCAGAGACUUUCGCCGUUACAAAAGUUAUCAUUUCCUAAAGUUGAUACGAGGCAGGGUUUGAGCAAUUUCUUCUUAAGAGUAUUGCAUCUAAUUGAACCAUAGUGUGUGAAGUUUAGUCCAGUGAAGCUUUAAUGUUAACCAGCAAUUAAGCAAGAUUUAUUGUUUUACUGAGCAUUUAAGUGUUUCCUUUUUUAUUUGCGUUUAUUUAUGUUAUAUUUACGGUUUCUUAUAUUUUCAGUCUUGGCAUUUAUUUGUUAAAUUUAUUCAGUUGAAUUUUUAAUACUUUUGGUGCUAUAAUAAACGUGACACGAUGACCCAGUAACUUAAGUCCAGGCCAUUCUGAUUUUCCUCUUGGGAUCAUUUGCGGUCGACAAUGGGGAUCACUUUAGGUCGAGGAUCAUUUGCGGUCCAUUUUGCGGAUCAUUUGCGGUCUGAGGAUCGUUUACGGUCGGAAUCAGUUGCGGUACUGUACAGUUCGCUUGAGUUAUAUUUAACAAUGAUUAAGCCCACGGUGAGUUUCCGCCGUGUGAAUUAUUUUGAACUAAACAUUACUGCUUCUUUUGGCCCACAUGACUGAUAAACCAAUGAUAAACAUUUAUCGAAUUUCAGGGGGAUGGCUUCUUGUAUCCAACGUUGUUUCGCACGGUUCUUCAACGACUCAGUUGCCAGUUAAGACAUCGUACCGCGGAGUAAGCAGCAAAGAGAUGUUACUCACAAAGAGUGCCAUGAAGGAGCUGAGGAAGCACUUGCAUUUCACUCAGAUAAGAUUUUACUGCAAGAAACGAGGAGGUCGUACAUUUCACAUCACCACGGCUGCUAACAGCAAAGGUGAGGCUGCUGUGAAAUACUUCAGUGGUGAGACAGAUGUGAUGCCCGCCUCUUGUGGCUCGUUUGUGAUCAUGAGCGAUGAUAACUCGCGGUUAGCAACAGUCUGCAAGGAUUGGGGAUACCAAAGAGGUUCUUACAAAGUUGGCAAAUGGGGGCACGAGAGAGAUCAGAACAGAUUAUACGACCACGCUAUUUUUAAAUACUCAGCUUACCACUGGCUUCUUCAACCGUCUGGCAGGUGGGACUGCGACGAUUAUGGUGUGGGAGUGUCACGUGGCGAUUUUUGGAAAGUCUUUGUGCGAUAGGAAGUCACCAUAACG
Porites lobata is the source of this 17526-nucleotide messenger RNA. The record is from the annotation of a GenBank genome assembly. NCBI's taxonomy places the organism in Eukaryota, Metazoa, Cnidaria, Anthozoa, Scleractinia, Poritidae.